UUUUGUGUAUGCGUUGAGUUCGUCUACCAAAUUCCGGCAAAUAACGCCGGCGCCCCGCGCUGCUGAGUGAACGGAGGAUUUCUGGGUUAUCUUGCUUGUAAAGGUGUGUGGAGGGUUAUUUAUCGCUUUUUGUCACCCUAAAUAUUAUUGUCAAGUAACAUAAAUUUCUAUCAAUGCUUGCAGUUGGUGUAACUGUACACAAGCCAGCAUUCACCAUGAAUAUAUCAUCAUCAGCUGGUAUCAUUUCACUGUUGGAGGAGCCUAUGCCAGAGCUGAAGGUUUUUGCACUGAAGAAGCUCAAUCUUAUUGUUGAUGAAUUCUGGGCUGAAAUAUCUGAGGCUAUUGAGAAGAUAGAGAUUCUGCAUGAGGAUAAGGGUUUCCCAGAGCGCCACCUGGCUGCCCUGGUGGCUAGCAAGGUGUACUACCACCUUGGCUCCUUUGAGGACUCCCUCACAUAUGCUCUCGGUGCUGGUGACCUGUUUGAUGUCAAUGACAAGUCCCAGUAUGUUGAGACCAUCAUUGCGAAAUGUAUCGACCACUACACGUCACUGCGCGUCUCCAACGCCGAGGAGUCGGGCGAGGGCGACGCCCAGGUGAUCGACGCCCGCCUGGAGGGCAUUGUAGACCGCAUGUUGAGCCGCUGCUUCCAGGACGGCCAGUACCGACAGGCGCUGGGCAUCGCCCUCGAGACGCGCCGCAUGGACGUCUUCCAGAAGGCCAUCAUGGACUCGGACGACGUGGCCGGGAUGCUGCAGUACGCGUUCACGGUGGCCAUGUCGCUGAUCCAGAACCGUCAGUUCCGCAACACCGUGCUGCGGGCGCUGAUCGAGCUCUACCGCAACCUGGCCACCCCCGAUUACGUCAAUAUGUGCCAGUGCCUGAUCUUCCUGGAUGACGCCGGUGCUGUGGCGCAGGUGCUCGAGAAGCUCAUCAGGGGAACCCAGGACAGCGCGCUGAUGGGCUACCAGAUCGCGUUCGACCUGUACGACUCGGCCACGCAGCAGUUCCUGGGCCGCGUGCUGCAGGCGCUGCGCGUCACCGCCCCGCUGCCCGGUCUGCUGGCGCUGCCGGUACCGGCGGCGGCGCCCGCGGAGCACACGGCCGACAAUAACCGGCCAGAGGGCCAGCCGACCACCGCCGACCAGCUGUCGGAGCGUGACCAGCAGAUCCAGAAACACUACGAGCGUCUCACUACCAUCCUGUCUGGCGACGUGGCCAUCCAGUUACACCUCCAGUUCCUCAUCCGGGGGAACCACACGGACCUGAUGAUCCUGAAGCAGGUCAAGGACACGGUGCGCGCCUCGGUGUGCCACACUGCGCUGGUGGUGGCGCACGGCUACAUGCAGUGCGGCACCACCAGCGACCAGUUCCUCAGAGACAACCUGGACUGGCUGUCACGGGCGUACAGCUGGGCCAAGAUGUCUGCAACCGCGUCCCUGGGCGUCAUCCACAAAGGUCACGAGAAGGAGGCGCUAGGUCUGAUGCAGGCCUACCUACCCAAGGACGCGGCCGGCAGUUCAGGCUACACCGAGGGCGGAGCGCUGUACGCGCUCGGCCUCAUUCACGUGAACCACGGUGGUGCUAUUAUCAACUAUCUGGUACAGCAGCUAAAAGAGGCCAAUAACGAGGUGGUGCGGCACGGCGGCUGCCUGGGUGUCGGCCUGGCCGCUAUGGGCACCCACCGGGCCGACAUCUACGAGCAGCUGAAGCUGAACCUGUACCAGGACGACGCCGUCACUGGAGAGGCCGCAGGUAUCGCUAUGGGUCUGGUGAUGCUGGGCUCCAAGUCAGCACAGGCCAUCGAGGACAUGGUGGCCUACUCUCAGGAGACCCAGCACGAAAAGAUCCUGCGCGGACUCGCCGUCGGUAUCGCACUCACCAUGUACGAGCGUCUGGAGGAGGCCGACACCCUCAUCACCAGUCUGUGCUCGGACAAGGACCCGAUCCUGCGCCGGAGCGGCAUGUACACCAUCGCCAUGGCCUACUGCGGCACCGGCAACAACCAGGCCAUCCGGCGACUGCUCCAUGUUGCCGUAUCUGACGUGAACGACGACGUGCGCCGGGCGGCGGUGAUCGCCAUCGGCUUCCUGCUGUUCCACAACCCGGAGCAGUGUCCGUCCGUGGUCAGUCUGCUCUCCGAGUCGUACAACCCGCACGUGCGGUACGGCGCCGCCAUGGCGCUCGGCGUCGCCUGCGCAGGCACCGGCUCCAAGGAAGCGCUGUACCUGCUGGAGCCCAUGUGCUACGACUUGGUCAACUACGUGCGGCAGGGAGCCCUCAUCGCCAGCGCCCUGGUGCUUAUUCAACAGACCGAGCAGACCUGUCCCAAGGUGAAGGACUUCCGCCAGCUGUACACCAAGGUCGUGUCGGAUAAGCACGAGGACGUCAUGGCGAAGCUGGGCGCCAUCCUGGCCAAGGGCAUCAUCGACGCCGGCGGUCGCAACGUGACAGUCGCUCUCCAGUCGCGCACCGGUCACAACAACAUGGCGGCCGUGGUCGGCAUGCUGGUGUUCACUCAGUACUGGUUCUGGUACCCUCUGGCGCACUUCCUUAGUCUGGCCUUCACCCCGACCUGUUUGGUGGGGCUGAACGCCGACCUGCGCAUGCCCCAGAUGGAGGUGCGGUCCAACGCGCGGCCCAGCCUGUACGCCUACCCGCCGCCCAUCGAGGAGAGGAAACGCGAGGACCGGGAGAAGGUGGCCACGGCGGUUCUAUCCAUCACGGCCCGUGCCAAGCGGAAGGAGGCCGAGAAGAAAAAGGACGACAAGGCGCAGCCCGAGAAGAUGGACGUAGACGACGACACCAAGAAGGACGCCGGACAGGAGAAGGACAAGAAGGAGGGAGAGAAGGACGAGAAGGAGAAGGCGGACGCUAAGAAGAAGGAGGAGCCCACGUUCGAGAUGCUGUCGAACCCGGCGCGCGUGCUGCGGCACCAGCUGCGCGUCAUCCAGCCGGCCGAGGGCAGCCGGUACCAGACGGUCAAAGACCUGCGCGCCGGCGGCAUUCUGAUGGUGCGUGAUACGGCGCCCGGGGACGGUGAGCAGGCGCUGGUCGACUGGGUGGUGGCGCACGGGCCGCAGAAGGAGCCCGAGGAGGCCGAGCCGGAGCCGCCCGAACCGUUCGACUAUGAGGAGUAGGAGUGUACGGAGACUGCCGGCCGGUCGCGGUGAUCUGCUUAUGUCAUACAAUACUUUCGAGUGAUGACUUA
Messenger RNA from Amphibalanus amphitrite, 3208 nucleotides. RefSeq names its product 26S proteasome non-ATPase regulatory subunit 1-like (gene Rpn2). Gene Ontology annotation, cellular component: proteasome complex; proteasome storage granule; proteasome regulatory particle, base subcomplex. Gene Ontology annotation, molecular function: enzyme regulator activity. The coding region runs from base 174 to 3137 and encodes 987 amino acids. Lineage: Eukaryota; Metazoa; Arthropoda; Thecostraca; Balanomorpha; Balanidae. The transcript is spliced from 18 exons. Gene Ontology annotation, biological process: proteasome-mediated ubiquitin-dependent protein catabolic process; regulation of protein catabolic process. The record is from RefSeq and is a predicted model, not a curated record.